CACACUUUUCUCACCCUCUUUGUAUCUCUCACCUCGACCACUCUCCCUUGUAACGAUGUCUUUCUUCAACAAGAACAACAUCUUUGGAGGCAAUUCCCCUCAGCCUCCUCCCCGUGACCAGUACGGCCAACCGCCCCCUCCGAUGCGAGGUGGUCGCCCCGGAUAUGGCAGUCCUAGUCCUUACGAUACCCCUAUGAAUGGCGGCUACGAUGCUCCUCCUCCGCCUCCUAGGCAGUCCGGCGGGUUCCGCCUCUCCCCGCGACCUCAUCAGAGAAAGUCAAGUAAAGGCGGUCCAAAAGGAGGCCAUGUAAUGACACUACAACCUGCGAAGAGCCCAGACAACUCCUACACAUUCCGAAACCUCGUGGCGGUUUCUACGCAAGACCUGCCCCCUUCUCCCGAUGGCACAGACAUCUUCCUCCUCAUUAAUGGCGCGUUCGUCGUCUCGGCGCGGCCACUCGAUGCUUUUCCACGUGGUCUCAUCGGCUUGUCAGAACCCCAGCGGUCAUGGAUGGGCGUGGCUUUGACAGACCAGCUGCAAGCCGAAGUGUACGAUCCCUUCAGCCAAGGUGGGCAGGCAUAUAUUGGUUCGAUGGAUGUCGAGAUUGGCUUCGCGAGCACAAGGAAGACCACAGAAGCACCUUAUGACCAGGACGACCUCGCGAAGGAAAUUACAAAGUUGUUCAACAGUCAGAUGUUCGCGCCUAGCCAGCGAUUCCUGAUGGAUCUGAGGAGCAUACCCUUGAACCUACAGGUCAAGACCGUUCAGUUGGCAGAUUUUAGUGAGAAGGCCGCGCCGACCACAUCCGACCCUCAAGCCAGAGGUAUCCUCACACCGCAGACACAGAUCAAUUUCUUCAAGGACGGCAAAACAUCUAUUAACCUCAAGGCAUCCUCGCGGAGGCCAGCGGCGAACUCGAUUAUUGCCCCGGACUUCAAGUUUGAAGAUAUGGGAAUUGGCGGACUAGACAAAGAAUUUGCCACAAUAUUUAGAAGAGCAUUUGCGUCUCGUGUCUUCCCUCCUGGUUUGGUCGAGAAGCUGGGCAUCCAGCAUGUUAAGGGUAUACUUCUAUACGGCCCGCCUGGAACGGGAAAGACAUUGAUCGCCAGACAAAUUGGCAAAAUGCUGAACGCCAGAGAACCUAAAGUCAUUAACGGUCCCGAAGUAUUGAACAAAUACGUGGGUCAGUCAGAAGAGAACAUUCGGAAGCUGUUCGCAGAUGCAGAAAAGGAGUACAAGGAGAAAGGUGAUGAGUCUGGUCUGCACAUUAUCAUCUUCGAUGAACUGGAUGCCGUCUGCAAACAGAGAGGAAGUGGUGCCGGUGGUGGUACCGGAGUGGGAGACAGUGUGGUCAAUCAGCUGCUCUCGAAGCUGGACGGCGUGGACCAACUCAACAACAUCUUGUUGAUUGGUAUGACCAACAGAAAAGACAUGAUUGAUGAUGCACUGCUACGACCCGGUCGUCUGGAAGUGCAUUUGGAGAUUGCCUUACCUGAUGAAAGUGGCAGAGCGCAGAUCCUCAAGAUUCACACGCACAGAAUGCAGGAGAACCAGGUAUUGGAGCGUGAUGUGGACAUACUGGAGUUGGCUCACCGAACGAAGAACUUCUCUGGCGCCGAGUUGAACGGUCUGGUCAAGGCAGCCACAUCCUUUGCCUUCAACCGACAUAUCAAAGUUGGGACCAUGGCAGGCAUUAGUGACGAUGUGGCAGAUAUGAAAGUGAACCGGGAGGACUUUGAGCACGCAUUGGAGGAAGUCAAGCCGGCAUUUGGUGUGUCAGAGGAAGAACUGGCAUACUGCCUAAGAGGUGGUGUCAUACACUUCUCGCCGUAUGUCAAGGACGUCCUAGAGGAAGGCAAGCUGUUUGUCGAGCAGGUCCGACAACCACAGUCGACGCCACUGUUUUCGGUCUGCUUGCACGGCCCUCCAGGAAGUGGAAAGACCGCCUUGGCCGCCAAAGUUGCUAUCGAUUCUGGCUAUCCCUUCAUCAAGCUGAUCAGCACAAAAGACACGCUAGAGAUGAACGAACCACAGAAGAUCUCGUACCUGAGCAAAGUAUUUAUGGAUGCCUACAAGAGUCCGAUGAGCUGUGUGGUCAUCGACGACAUUGAGGAAUACCUGGAAUGGACGCCUAUCGGACCACGCUUCAGCAAUGCCAUCUUGAAAUCACUGGUGGCCUUAUUACGCAAGGCACCUCCUCCAGGUCGAAGUUUGUUGAUCAUUGUCACGGCCACGGAGCGCAGUGUGCUUCAACAGCUCGAUUUCUGGAGGCAUUUCAACUCCGAUAUUCCUAUUGCAAAUGUACGCACGUACGAGGAGCUACGGCACGUGAUGAAGGAUACCAAGGUGUUCAGUAAUGAUGAUAUGGCCAAAGCCAUCGCCGAGAUCAAGGAUAUUACGAGGUCCGAGGAAGUCGGCGUGGGAAUCAAGCAUGUGCUUCAGGCCAUUGAGACGGCGAAACAUGAUGUGGAUCUCGUGACACGUUUUGCUGGGACGUUGUCCAGGGCGAUUGCUGAGAGAGGGAGUGGGUUGAGAUAGAACCUUACCUUUAGGGGGAGUGGUAUGUUAGAUAUGAAGUUACGAAUAGACCGGGGAGUUGGAUGAAGUGAGCAUUCUGCCUGUACCAAUACGAAUAGUACUAGUAAGAGCAAGAUGAACGACUUACAGUACUACAGUACGGACCGGAUGGCCC
This is a messenger RNA of Exophiala xenobiotica, 2693 nucleotides long. RefSeq lists its product as uncharacterized. Gene Ontology annotation, molecular function: ATP binding; ATP hydrolysis activity. The transcript is spliced from 2 exons. Gene Ontology annotation, biological process: Golgi to plasma membrane protein transport; SNARE complex disassembly; intra-Golgi vesicle-mediated transport. Lineage: Eukaryota; Fungi; Ascomycota; Eurotiomycetes; Chaetothyriales; Herpotrichiellaceae. The coding region runs from base 56 to 2539 and encodes 827 amino acids. Gene Ontology annotation, cellular component: Golgi stack. The record is from RefSeq and is a predicted model, not a curated record.